This is a messenger RNA of Tigriopus californicus, 3036 nucleotides long. RefSeq names its product isotocin receptor-like. Gene Ontology annotation, molecular function: vasopressin receptor activity; peptide binding. The transcript is spliced from 3 exons. Gene Ontology annotation, cellular component: membrane. The record is from RefSeq and is a predicted model, not a curated record. Gene Ontology annotation, biological process: G protein-coupled receptor signaling pathway. NCBI's taxonomy places the organism in Eukaryota, Metazoa, Arthropoda, Copepoda, Harpacticoida, Harpacticidae.
CUCCAUUCUCGUACGAAGCAGGCAAGUUUUCGGAGGGAAAGGAAGAGAAGGAGAGGCCAUUCUUGAGCGCUUAGGCCUCGUUUGGGGCCUACGGACGAUUAAUGUGGAAGGCCGAGAUCCAGUGACUCCGUUUUGGACCUUCAAACUUGAGGGUUGUUCAACCAAUAACUGUUCUGGCUCUAUUGGUGUGUCCGGCGUUAUCGAGGAUCAUAUUGAAUCGAUCAUCGAUCCUUUGACGGCAGCAUUCAUUCCAUUCGAUCGUCUCUGCAAGAUUUUCAAAGGCUGAAAGUAAGCCUUUUAAUAUUUGAAAGAUGGAUCGGUUCCAACGGACUCCGAAAGAGCUAGCCAAUAUAGUGGAAAAGGGAUCCUGGGCUCUCCAGAGACAUUCGCCUGAGAUGAAUCGAACCUGUUUUGAUCAAAACGGAUAUGAAGAUAUAUUUGGUCUUUGAGCGACGACUAUCCGUACGUUAGAACUUCCAUCAGUUCCAAUGGCAGUUCACCAGGUUUUCAACACUCAUUGAAUUUGGGAACGAUUGGAGGGGAAUCGGACAUCCAUUCUCUUUUUUCUGGAACUUGGCACUUGGAACAAAUGAACAAAAAAGUGUAAAUAGUGCAUUCUCAUCUCUCAAUCGUCAUUAAAACUGGGUCGGAGACCGGACGGAAUCUUUGGCUUCUUAGAAGAAGGCAACGAGACUUUUGGCCUUUUUGGACUUGCGAACGAAGGUCUCCAUUCGCUUUGUGCGUGUCAGUCUCUAUUUCUUGUUUCCACCAACUGACUAAAAGCUUAAAGCAACAUGUCGUCUGGCUCGGUGAAGCAAAACGAUUUAAAUGCCACGAACGAAGUGGAGGAGGAGGAGGACGAGGAGGACGAGAGGAUAAUUAUGGGAAUAGACGAUAUGAUAUCGGAGGAAAGCUUUCAGUCGACGGAUCUGCUCCCCACCAAGUCUGCAUGUCUUGAUGAGACUUUCAACUUAACGAGUGUCAUGUGCUCCAACUUGACCUUCGCCGACCAGGAGAUUGAGGUGGAACAAUCUGAAGAGCUCAACUACACCAAGAUUUCCGUGUUGUCAGUGAUCAUAAUCCUCACCGUGAUUGGAAACAUUUGCGUGAUCCUGGCCAUCUUUUGUCGACAGAUGAAGAUGACUCGCAUGUACUACUUUAUCCUGCAUUUAUCUUUGGCGGACAUUCUCACGGCCUUCUUCACUCUUCUCCCGGAACUCAUUUGGACCUUCACUUGGCCCAAUUUCUAUGGUGGAGACUUUGUGUGCAAGACGGUCAAAUUCCUACAAAUGGUAGGCCCUUACCUUAGUUCGUACGUACUCAUCAUGACGGCCAUCGACCGUUUCCAGGCCAUUUGUCACCCUCUGUCGAAUUGUACCUGGACCCCGAAGCGAUCCAAUAUCAUGAUCACUAUAGCUUGGGUGAUCUCGGUUCUGCUUUGUGUGCCCCAGAUCCUCAUUUUUCACGGGGCCGACGAGACCUCUUGUACAGCUCAUUUUGCGCCUGGUUGGGGCGUCAAAGCAUAUGUCACUUGGUUUGCUUUCUCGAAUUUCUUCAUCCCUUUUGUGGUGUUAGUGUACUGUUAUGGUCGCAUUUGUCAUGCCAUCUGGGACAACUUUAAUAGCAAGACGAGUAACAAGGUCCCCGAGGAGUCGCCCACACGAGCUCGUGGCUCCAUCAAAGGAGGAAAACGAACCCGAGCCCAUUGGCGAAGAAGGAUCUCAAAGGCCCUGGCCAUAAAAGGCCGCGGCACCAAACGAACAAGCCAAGCUCAUAAUGGCCAAUCCGAGCAAAUCAAAAUGCGAUGGAAGUCCACCAAGAAGCCUCAGCAAAUGUUGGAGGAAGACGAGGACACGGGUCAGACUCGAAUCGUCAUCGAGCCUCCGUCAUCCUCACCCAUUCAAAAAGGCAGUGGUGGAUCCAAAAACAAGUCUCAAAACACCACGUCAUUCAUGCCCAAAACAAGCCGACGAUCCCUCAGUCCGGACUCGUCGCCAUCUCCGCCAUUGGGUUGAUCCAAGCGUGUCAUCAACCCCCGAUCUCAUUCCAUUCGUGGCAUCUCAAGAGCCAAGAUGAAGACGGUGAAACUCACCGUCGUGGUCAUAAUGGGUUACAUUAUCUGCUCCACUCCAUUUAUUUGCGUUCAAUUGUGGGCCACUUGGGGCAGACCCUCACACGCAGUCAUGCAAUCAAUCACGUGGCUGUUCUGGCUGUUAACGCUCAACUCCGUCGUGAAUCCAUGGAUCUACAUGUUCUUCAAUGUGAACCUCGUCGAGGCUCUUUGUCGCGCUUGUUGUGCGUAUCAAACCCCGUUUCCCCGGAGGACCAAUGUAACCAAUGGCAUCGGUCUGAGGAGCCGAAGCGAGGCCAAAUGUCCUCGAGGAACCGGACUCCAAAGGAAAUUUAGUCAAUCCGUGACGGGGAUCAUGACCUUGAACGGCAGUCAAGAUCUCAUUCGUUCCCGUUCCAAUACGAAUGGCUCCCAUACAUCGCUCACGUUGCUUACCAAUACCAGCAUUGUCAAGUUGUCCGAGAUGGAGAAGAGGGAAUCUCAAGGAUCCUCCAGUGGGGGAAGUGCUUCCAAAGUGACUUUCGAAGUCGGCAAGGGAACCGUGGCCAUGAUGAACCGGGGCAAUAAGCAGCCAAUCAAGAGUGCUUCAGCCGGAGGAUCUAAUUUGGACCAUGUUCGUCCCAUGGUUUAGGGUCAAUGCUUGGCUGUGAUCGUUUUUUCCCUGAGAUAUUGAUACUUUCUUGUUCGUUGUGUCAAUUGAUGUGGGCUGAGAGUCAACAAUAUUUACUCCGUACUACAAAAAUAUGUGGUGUUGAUCUAUUUUUAUUCAAUGUCUCGUCGUCACCCUUGUAUCACAUGCUGUUUUCCCCUGAGUACAAACACAUAUCUGAUUUUGUCAACUCCAAUCUGCGUAUCUCUGGAUUGGACGAUUGUUGUUUAAUAGUGUUGUCCUCAUUCAGCCUUCGUUUCUCAAUGGGAUUUAAUCUUAUGAUCAAAUUUCAAACCAAUAAAAUAUUAAUUCCCAA